Messenger RNA from Octopus sinensis (East Asian common octopus), 1317 nucleotides. RefSeq lists its product as uncharacterized. The transcript has a single exon. The record is from RefSeq and is a predicted model, not a curated record. NCBI's taxonomy places the organism in Eukaryota, Metazoa, Mollusca, Cephalopoda, Octopoda, Octopodidae. The annotation marks the transcript as partial.
AUGACCACGCCACUAAAAAUCAUCGCUGUGAAUGCCCGAUCUGUCAAGAGACGGCACCUCGACUUCGUUGAGAUGGUAAACAGCGGCCAUCCUGACUUAAUCGUCGUCAACGAGUCUAAGCUGAAAGAAGGUCAAUGCUUCGAAUUGCCAGGAUACUGCUCCCUUGACCUGAAAUGGAGAAAUAACUCUACGCCUGGGACUGGGACGACUAUCUACUACCUGCAAAAUCUCAAGACACGUAACCUCAAGACUAUCGAACGGAACCUAUGCGAAUUUAUCUCGCUAGAGAUUAAAACCCAGCGCUUUUGGUUAAAAGUGGGCGGAAUAUAUUGCAAAAACCUUGCUCCAUGCAUCGGUCUUAUCGAAGACUUCUUUGUCAGCUCAAAUCAUUGCCUCUUCAUCGGUGAUCUAAACUCCAAACACACGGCAUUUGGUUGUCGCGUGACCAAUCGGGACGGCCGGUUACUUGAAAGAGCGGCAGGUAGGCUAGACGUCUGUGUCCGCACCUCGAAAGCCCGGAACCACCGCUCCCCAUUCGGCUGGGACAACCUUUGCGUAGCACUGAGCACUCAAUCAGUCGCGAAUCUUAUGGGAGAACCAAUAGUACUCGACGAUAUUGGGAGCGACCACCUGCCAAUGCAGGUCUGUGUCCACGUCUCGGUAGACACCCAAAUCCGUUGCCCACCACGAUACACCCUUUCGAACAUCAACUGGGCGCACUACCGUUAUGCUCUGAACUUGUUCUUUCGCAACAACGUACGCCCAGGCAGCUAUCAAUCUACCUCGGACAUCGACAACUCGGGCGCCGAAUUGACGGACUUCAUGCGACUCUACUUGGAAGCCCACGCUAGGAGGGUGUGCCCAACUAGCAAGGGCAUUACACAUCAAAACCCCAAACUUCUCCAACUUCUGGGCGAAAAGAAACGCCUGCGAAACAAGCUCAAACGCUGUGCCGACCCAACGGACCAAGGUACCCUAAGGUCGGAAAUCUCUCUGCUCAACCACAAAAUUGAACUCACAAGAAAGAAAGAUCUUGAGAGGAUGUGGAAGAAGGCCUGCUCUGGUCUUAAUCACAGGAACCCAAACUUCUGGAUAGCCUACAACAGACUCUUUAAUCAUCUCGUGAACUCUCCGGCACCAGAAUUAUCGAACUCAGCUGGAAUGCCUGCGUCGGUGGAGGAAAUCCCCAACAUAUUUGCUGAUCACCUGGACCGUCCUCUGCCGGACCAUGAGGAUCGCUGGGGAAACUCACAUGCCAGUCAUAUAGACCAAGCAGACUCCCUAUCUGUUGACCAUCACCCAAUCACCGCCGCUGAG